UGUCUGCUUUGUUUCGUUUUCCUUUAGUUUUCUUGUUCGAGUUUCAGUAGAUAAGGCGGGGUCUUCUUUUACUUGUCUUUACCCUCUAGACAUUAUAGCUUGAAUUUCUUCAACGAGCAACCAAUUUUGUAGCUCAUCUCAAGUAUUUAGUCGAUGGCUUCAACAAUGAUGGCUGUUUCUCCCAGUAAUUUUGCUACAAUUAGAGAAUUAAAAGGUCAAAGUCAUACUGGAUUAAAAAUGAACGCAAGAACGAAUCAAGUUUAUUUCAAUACUGGUCGUGUGAUCAAGAUACAGUCGUCGUCUCGAUUUAUUAUUAAAGUUAGUAAUGAGAAAGAGGCAUCACUGAAGAAACUUGGAUUAACUGAUGCGGAAUGCGAAGCAGCUGUUGUAGCAGGGAAUGCUCCUGACGCACCACCUGUCCCACCCAAACCGGCAGCACCGGCUGGAACUCCCUUGGUUUCAUUACUUCCUCUUAACAAGCGUCCUCGCCGUAACUGAAAGUCACCUGUGCUGAGAGCAUCAUUCCAAGAGACACAUCUAAGUCCUGCCAAUUUUGUAUAUCCACUAUUUAUUCAUGAAGGUCAAGAGGAUACUCCAAUCUGAGCUAUGCCUGGAUGUUAUAGACUUGGUUGGAGACAUGGUCUUCUGGAAGAGGUUUCUAAGGCCCGGGAUGUUGGUGUCAACAGUAUCGUGCUUUUUCCCAAAGUGCCUGAUGCAUUGAAGACACCUACAGGAGAUGAAUCAUACAAUGAGAAUGGGCUGGUGCCUCGAGCGAUACGGUUACUAAAAGACAAACUCCCUGAUCUUGUUAUUUAUACUGAUGUAGCUUUGGACCCUUAUUCCUCCGAUGGGCAUGAUGGCAUUGUCAGUGAAGAUGGAGUGAUUAUGAAUGAUGAAACAGUUCACCAGUUAUGCAAACAAGCUGUUGCUCAGGCUCGAGCAGGAGCUGACGUGGUCAGUCCCAGUAACAUGAUGGAUGGUCGAGUGGGAGCACUCCGACAAGCUUUGGACUGUGCAGGUUUUCCAGAUGUGUCUAUUAUGUCCUAUACGGCUAAGUAUGCAAGCGCAUUUUAUGGUCCAUUCCGCGAGGCAUUGGACUCAACUCCACGAUUUGGAGACAAGAAAACUUACCAAAUGAAUCCAGCAAAUUACAGAGAAGCUCUGGUUGAGGCUCGUGCUGAUGAGGCUGAGGGAGCUGAUAUCCUUCUUGUUAAACCUGGUUUUCCAUACUUGGAUAUUGUACGACUUCUCCGCGAUAGCUCCCCUCUACCAAUUGCUGCAUAUCAGGUUUCAGGUGAGUAUUCCAUGAUCAAGGCUGGUGGGGUUCUGAAAAUGAUAGAUGAAGAAAAAGUGAUGGUGGAAUCACUGAUGUGUCUCCGACGCGCUGGUGCUGACAUUAUUCUUACAUAUUUUGCUCUUCAAGCUGCUAGAUGUUUAUGUGGUGAGAAGAGAUAGCAUUUUCUCUGCAUUAGAAAGCGGCUGUAAUUGCGAGGUUUAGAGUACAGUUUUGGAUAAGCCUGUAACUUACAUGAGUUCAACCAUGUACUAUAUCAUCAUAGUUGAUUGAAUAAGAUGGUCAAAAAGCUGUUAUUUUGCUGUU
Messenger RNA from Papaver somniferum (opium poppy), 1600 nucleotides. Its product is annotated as delta-aminolevulinic acid dehydratase, chloroplastic. Lineage: Eukaryota; Viridiplantae; Streptophyta; Magnoliopsida; Ranunculales; Papaveraceae. The record is from RefSeq and is a predicted model, not a curated record. The coding region runs from base 607 to 1455 and encodes 282 amino acids. Gene Ontology annotation, molecular function: zinc ion binding; porphobilinogen synthase activity. Gene Ontology annotation, biological process: heme biosynthetic process. Gene Ontology annotation, cellular component: cytosol. The transcript has 13 exons.